AUGACUGACUCGAAUUCACUCGUUUCCCUCAUAACCAAAGAAACUAAAGUCAAAGUUAGCUCAGAUAAAGGCGGCGCUAAGAAAUGUCUCAUUGACCAGAGUCCAGAAACCUGCUGGACUUCCCAACAGGCACUGAGGUUCAUGUCGCUUCCCCGCUCACAAUUGACGUUUUGGUACACCCAGGAAUUGCCACAAUACAUCCAAUUAUUAUUUGCGGAUCCGGCUAUACCCAAGCGGCUGUCAUUCAUUUUCCAAGGAGGGUUUGUCGGAACGCAGUGUGCGGUAUACACGACUCCUCAUCGUCCCGACCCCCCCUUAACGAAGCUUGAUUGGCAAUUCCUCACAAAUAUAUACCCAGAAGACGUCAACCGUAAACAGACCUUCGACCUUCCGCCAAUACCAUCAUCUGACGCGCAGGGCAUCGCUGGGAUGAAGUUUGUGUUCGAGAAGAGCUCGGAUUUCUUUGGUAGAAUCACUAUUUACGAUUUAUCUCUAGAGGGGAUAAUUGGGACCACCGAGUGA
Pleurotus ostreatus (oyster mushroom) is the source of this 522-nucleotide messenger RNA. RefSeq lists its product as uncharacterized. Bases 1 to 522 code for a protein of 173 amino acids. The record is from RefSeq and is a predicted model, not a curated record. NCBI's taxonomy places the organism in Eukaryota, Fungi, Basidiomycota, Agaricomycetes, Agaricales, Pleurotaceae. The transcript is spliced from 2 exons.